Melanotaenia boesemani (Boeseman's rainbowfish) is the source of this 4499-nucleotide messenger RNA. It is a transcript of the gene hip1rb, whose product is annotated as huntingtin interacting protein 1 related b. Gene Ontology annotation, biological process: endocytosis; clathrin coat assembly; actin filament organization. Gene Ontology annotation, molecular function: phosphatidylinositol-3,4-bisphosphate binding; clathrin light chain binding; clathrin-cargo adaptor activity. The record is from RefSeq and is a predicted model, not a curated record. The transcript is spliced from 32 exons. Gene Ontology annotation, cellular component: actin cortical patch; clathrin-coated vesicle. Bases 170 to 3382 code for a protein of 1070 amino acids. Lineage: Eukaryota; Metazoa; Chordata; Actinopteri; Atheriniformes; Melanotaeniidae.
GCCGCGGCGCAUCAGCGGUAAUGAAGCCGCAGCCCGGGGAUACCUCACACAGUCUAGCUAGGAGAGGAAACCGCGGCGGUUUGCGCUCGUUAACAUUUAGUUGCUUUUUUCUGCACUGCAGGAGAAAAUAAUCAUUUUUUGCUGAAGUCGUUAUUGUAGAAACACUAGGAUGAACAGCAUACGGCAUGUGCCCUCACGAGUGAAAAGCAAGCGGACGGAGGCCAACCUCGGAGCGGAGAGGGAUCAUUUUGACAAGCAGCAGCUCAGCAGCAUCAGCAAAGCCAUCACCAGCACAGAGACGCCUGUGAAGGAGAAGCAUGCGCGACGAAUCAUCCUUGGGACCCACAGGGAGAAGGGAGCCUUCACCUUCUGGUCCUAUGCACAGGGUUUCCCUCUGCACAGCAGCUCCAUCCUUAGCUGGAAGUUCUGCCAUGUACUGCACAAAAUCCUACGGGAUGGGCACCGCAAUGUUCUACAGGACUGCAUGAGACAUCACAGUUCUCUAGUUGAAGUCGGAAAAUUAUGGGCCCACCUCCAUGACAAAUAUGGGCAGCUGGUGACUCUGUACACCAAGCUGCUCUGCACAAAGCUGGAGUUUCAUAUGAAGCAUUCAGAAAUUCCACCGAACCUGGAGGCCUCAGAUGAAGUACUGGAACGCACUGCAGGAUCUGACAUUAAUAAUGUGUUCCAGCUCACAGUGGAGGUGUUUGAUUACAUGGACACAGAGCUACGGCUGGCUGAGACAGUGAUCAGACAGCUGAACACAUCCAUUGCUAUCUCCACUCUCACAUCAGGCCAGUGUCGCCUGGCCCCACUCAUCCAGGUCAUCCAAGACUCCAGCCACCUUUACCACUUCACUGUCAAGCUGCUUUUUAAGCUGCAUGCCUGUCUCCCUGCGGAUACCUUACAAGGACACCGCGAUCGUUUCCAUGAACAGUUCCGCAGCCUUAAGGAAUUUUUUAAUAAAGCCAGAGAUAUGCUGUACUUUAAGAGGCUGAUCCAGAUUCCCAGACUGCCAGAAUCCCCACCAAACUUCCUGCAUGCAGCCUCACUGGCCAGACAUGUGAAGCCAGUGGUGGUCAUCCCUGAUGAUGAUGAAUCAGAGCAACCAGAUGAAGACGAUGAUGAUCCAGAGCCACUCAUUGAAGUUAGCAAUGCCUCAACAUCCAGCAUCCAGGCACAGCCACAGCAGAUGGACAUAUUUGAUCAGGCCUUUGGACCUCCAAAUGGAGGUUUUGAUGACAGGGAUCUCCAGAUUGACAGCCUGAAGUCGGAACUCGAGCUUUUGAGAGCAGAACUGGAGAGAGUCAAAUCAGAGGCUCAGCGUUACAUCACACAGCUCAAGUCCCAGAUCAACAGUUUGGAGGCAGAGUUGGAAGAGCAGCGCAUGCUGAAACAACGUGCCCUUGUGGAAAAUGAGCAGCUGCGCAUGGAGCUGGAGGCGACCCGCCGGCGAAACUCGGAACACGAAAAUUUACAGACCACCUUCAUUGAGGCAGAGAAAAAGGCACAGGCCACCGAGCAGCGGUACAACAAGCUGAAAGAAAAGCACACAGAACUGGUGUCCAGCCAUGCUGAACUACUCCGGAAGAGUGCAGACACAGUGAAGAUGCUGUCAGUAACCCAGCAGACUCAGGAGGAAGUAGAGAGGACCAAACAGCAGCUGUCUUUUGAGAUGGACCGGAUAAAGCAGGAAGCUGAUAUGAAGCUGGAGGAGCAGAAGUUUGAGAUGGAAAGGCUGAAAAGAGAGCUGGAAGAGAAGAUGGCAGAAGUGAUGCGCAUCAAGUCUACUCUGCAGAGUAGCGAGCAGACGUCUGAGCAAAUGAACAGCUCAAUGACGGCUCUGCAGGCAGAGAAGGAGCGUUUGAUGCGAUCUGUGAGUGAGAAGGAGGCGGAGCUGUCAUCUCUGCGGCAAGCAGCGCAGGUGCAACAGUCAUCACUUCAGCAGGAGCGAGAGAAGAGCAACAGGGAGCUUGGAGAGCUGCAGGGCAAACUGAAGGAGAAGACAAAUCAGGAAGAACAGAUGAAGAAGAAGCUUCUGGAGGAGCAAUUUGUUCUGCUGCAAGGUACCAUAACAGAAGCAGAGAACAUCAUCCAAGAUGCUGUUGCCAAGGUGGAUGAUCCCCUCCACAUACGCUGUACCAGCUCUCCAGAUUACCUCAUAAGUCGGGCGGAGGCCACCCUGGGUUCCGUCGACAAAAUGAAAAAGGGUCAUGCAGAUUAUCUUAAAAACAUGGCAGAUGCAGGAGGGCUGCUGAGGGCACUGACCCAGUUCUCACACUUGGCUGCGGACACAAUUAUUAACGGCAGCGCUACAGCACACAUGGCACCCACUGACCACGCAGACAGACUGACUGAGAACUGUAGAGGCUGUGCAAUGCAAAGUUUGCAGUAUCUGAAUGACCUUAAGUCUAAGGCUACCAUCCAGAAAGCAGAUCCAGUCUCUAUUCGCAUAAUUCUACAGAAGAUCCUGCACUUGGGCCAGGAGCUGCGACCAAAAGGAAUGGACAUCCGUCAGGAAGAGCUGGGGGAUCUGGUUGAUAAGGAAAUGGCUGCAACGUCAGCAGCUAUUGAAGAGGCAGUCCGCAGGAUUGAUGAAAUGAUGAAUCAGGCACGAAAGGACACAUCAGGCGUUAAACUGGAGGUCAAUGAAAGAAUUCUUUAUAGCUGCACUGAUCUGAUGAAGGCCAUCCGCAUGCUGGUCAUAGCAUCCACAGACUUGCAAAAGGAGAUUGUUGAGAGUGGGAAGGGUGCAGCAACCAUUAAGGAAUUCUAUGCCAGAAACUCUCGCUGGACUGAGGGACUCAUCUCUGCUGCCAAGGCUGUAGGAUGGGGAGCCACAGAGAUGGUAGAGUCUGCUGACAAGGUGGUGCUGCACACAGGCAAAUAUGAGGAGUUGAUUGUCUGUUCACAUGAAAUCGCUGCAAGUACAGCACAGCUAGUCGCUGCAUCCAAGGUUAAGGCUGAUCGCAACAGUAAGAAGCUGACAGUUCUCCAACAAGCUUCUCGCCAUGUAAAUGAGAUGGCAGCUAAUGUGGUGGCCUCAACAAAGACAGGCCAGGAGCACCUGGAAGACAAAGACACCAUGGACUUCUCUGGGAUGUCCCUCAUCAAGCUGAGAAAAGAAGAAAUGGAGUCACAGGUGAAGGUGCUGGAAUUGGAAAGUCAGUUGGAGAACGAGCGUCUGCGUUUAGGUGAACUGAGAAAGAAGCACUACGAUCUGGCAGGAGUUCCUCCAGAGCAGGUUCCUCAGGGGAACGGCGAAACCUCCGCACUGGCUCAUUCUGUCACAAUGUCACCGAAACCCUCUAAGCCUGCUCUCAUGAAGAAACCUUCGUUGGCCCACAAACCCAAUGUCCCACCCAAAACAAUGUUUAAGUAAAUACUUGAGGAAGAGAAUGAUGCGCUACAGAAUGGCUGGAUUGAGAAAAAGCAGAUUUCUUUUAAGUUGCAUAUUGACAAUCCCCUCCGUCACCCUGCUUUUCACCAUUUUCUUUUUUUCCCUUGUUUUUGCCAAGAUGGACCAGAAGCCUGACCUUUUUUUUUUUUUUUUUUUAUAUAUAAUCCUUGAUGCCUAUUGGGGUAUGCUGUCUAUCCUUUUUUUUUUUUAAAUAAUAGUAAUAAAGAAAGUAAAACAUGUUUAAUUUUAAGAUUAUGCAUUAAGAGAUUUUCUUUUAAAAGCGUUUAAAAUUAAUUUUAUUUGGAUUACUAAAUUAAGUACUACUGCUCCCUUUUUUAAUGUUAACAUUAAUAAUGUCCACAAAGUGACAGCAUAUCUUGUAUAUUUAUGUCAAAAGCUCACUUGAUUGUAUUUGACAGCCUUUUUGCACAUUGUUUUAGGCAUUUGUUACGAGGAUAUUGCAUUUCUUUUUCUUUUUAAUGUACGCUGUUCUAUUGCUAUUUAUGUUGUGAUGGGUGCGAAAGAAAACUGAAGAAUCUCUUCAUGUUGGUCCACAUUGCUGGAAAAAAAUUUGACAUAACUCUAGAUUUGCCUUCAUGUGCAAAAUAGUUUUUUUUUUCCUUUCCUCAACAGGACAAGAUUGUCUCAGAGGCCUUCAAAUGUACUUUACCAGUGCAUUAAAUAACACUGUAGAGAUAUAAAGCCUGUAUAAGAGAACAUAGUUCACAAUACACUUCUCUUGAAUGUCUUUACAACUGGAAAACCUGGAUAUUAUGUUAAAACUUAUAGAUACACUUAAUGCUUGCACAGAGAUAUUGGAUGUAGGUGUCCUUAAUUAUCAAAUGCUUCUUCUAGGCUGAAAAUGAAGAUUUUAGGGUUAGUUAAUGUACAAUAUCAAAGUGUUGAAGUCCUCUUUGCCUCUGGGAGCCUUUCUUACAGGGUCUUAAAAUGUAACUUUUUAUGUUCUAUCCUUUCCUCAGUACAAAAUGUCUUUAUACACUCAGAUCUCUUAAUAUAUUUUAGUAAAUUUACUGGUGGUUUAUCCUUGUAAGAAGUGUAAAUGUCAGACAAAUAAACAAUAAAUGUUUGAUUCAGUGUA